Molecule: messenger RNA, 3136 nt
Organism: Dunckerocampus dactyliophorus (ringed pipefish)
Lineage: Eukaryota; Metazoa; Chordata; Actinopteri; Syngnathiformes; Syngnathidae
Gene: stil
Product: STIL centriolar assembly protein
Exons: 16
Coding region: 270-3059 (929 amino acids)
Biological process (GO): centrosome duplication; protein localization to centrosome; mitotic spindle organization
Cellular component (GO): centriole; centrosome
Source: RefSeq, a predicted model, not a curated record
GCUUCCUAUUGGCUGCUGCGUGACCCGCGAGCGGAGUCUGAAAACAGCGCCCAAAAGACUAUUAAUAGUUACUGAGGUUUGUUUACGGUCAGAUUGUCAGAAUUUAAAAUUAGAAAAAGAAUCGUUGCAAACUCAUAGGCCGAUGACGUCACUGUAUUUAGACUUAUUUCCCAGGUGAGUACGAAGCUUACGCACGAAGCCAGAAGCUCAUGCGGCUAGCUACAGUUAGCAGCGGCUCGAUUGUGUGAAAGUAGCCGUUGCCUCAUCUGAUGAUGAGCAUCCCAGUGAACCUUCAGGAUAUGCCCGCUGGUGUUUUCCAGGAAGUCUUCAGUCCCGAGAAUGUGAGAGGAAGGCAUGCAGGAACGUCCCUCACACCACUGAGCUUCCCAAAAUCCAGAUCAGCUCUGUGGGAUGGCAGCCCUGUGGGAGAAAAGCUCCACCUCCAGCUGUGCUCUCCCAGGAUGCCUCGCAUCCUCCUGCGUGAGAAAGCUCUUCGUUUGGCGCAGCGCCACGCCCGCCACUGCAACAAGUCACAUGUCCCGUGCUUCUUCCUGGGCUCCUUGUCUGUGGAUGCAGAUGAAGAGGGUGUCACUGUGACCCUUGACCGGUUUGAUCCAGGUCGAGACCAGGCUGCUGUGUCAGGUCGCGUUCCCGCUGCCCCGCUACCAGGAGACAUCCAGGUUCCUUGUUUGUUCUCCUUCCAGAAAACAUCUGAUGACCUCAUCCAGUCAGAGGCUGAGCUGUAUCGCUGCUUCUCUGUGCUGCAGCGCUACGUGAGCAGCCGACAGCCUCUCAGUCUGUCUCAGCUCAUAACGGUCAAAGGUCGCGUCAGCUGCCAGCAGCAGGCUGACGCCACAGUCUUCACUCUCAGCUGGUCAUCCAUCUGUCCAUCCAUCAGCUUGGACGUGCAUCCGGUCCGAGCCAUACCCAUCAUCCCUACGGCACUGGUCAGGAGUCUGACCAGUUUGGGCCGGGUGCCACCACCCCACAGUAGCCACCAGCAAGGGUUUCUGACCAUGGAUCAGACAAGGAAGCUGCUGUUGCUGCUGGAAUCUGACCCCAAAGCCUCCAAGCUGCCACUGGUCGGGCUCUGGCUGAGUGGUGUCACCCACGUGUACAAUCCUCAGGUGUGGGCCUGGUGUCUGAGGUUCCUCUUGAGCUCCGCCCUCCAGGACAGGGUUCUGUCAGAAAAUGGGUAUUUCCUGCUUGUCAUCUUUGGCUCCACCCACCGAGUCCCUCAGUUCUUUCAGUGCCGAGGUUCUGAUUCUGGUACUGGUUGUGGACAACCGCAUUGCCAGUUGCUCAGCGCCUCCCAAGACAUCACACUCUACCAGGUGGCACCGGCAGACGGUCAGACUUUACAAUUUGAGCUGAGUCCAGAACGCAACGUGAGACAGAUCCAAGUGUUUCGACACGCUCAGACCUCCUUCAGCAGCGGAGCUCCGCCCACUGCCGCGCUAUCCGUUAGUGACCAUGACUCAGGAGUAGAGGACGAAGAUGCCUCACCGCGACCUUCACCGAGUCCACACCUUCCUGCUCAACAGGUGAGUCCAAAGACUCGACAAGUUCAGCCGUCAGUUCCUGAACUUUCCCUGUUGAUUGACAGCAGUUUCACCUCCAAUCACAAUGUGUCUCAGGACACUGACUCUGCCCAGAACCCGCCCCCUCCCAAAGGAAAUGCCACCUCGACUUCUCCUCCCCCCCACCUCCAUAGCACCCCCAAUCCUAACCUCCCUCAGCCAUGCACCUGCUGCCCCCCACACACCUAUGACUGCACCCCGGUGCUCCCAUCUGUGAUUCAACCCCCCCUCCAAACUUCUGCGCUUCCCGUUGUUACUCCCCCCUCCAAACACCCUGCUGCUCCUCCUUUGCCUGACUCUGCCUCCCCCCAACCCUGUCCUGGGUCCUGUUCUGGCAUCCUUCCUGUUCCAGUGCCGAACAAUGAUGACUCCCCCUUCCCUCACCCUGCAUCCCCCACCUGGCUCGCCCGCCCCUGUGGUGUGAAUGGACCACAAGCAGGGGGGGCUCCAUGUGACGCUUACCAGCUUCUCCUCCAGAACGAUCAGCAGAUCCGCCUCCUGCAGGCUCAGGUCAAGAUGCUACUGGAGGCUCAGGUGAAGCUUCAGGGGGACGCACACACCCCCAAGACCAUGACCAGUAUCGCCGUGGCAACAGGUGCCAGUCUCUUCUGGGGAAAUCAGACCUCUCCUCGUCAGGACCCUCCCAAUUUUAUUAACAGACCACACACUCCUUCCUCCUCUUCCCCUUCUCCUGCCUCGCAUGACUGUUCCACAAUCAGGUCAGUGGGUGGAGCUGAGGACAGAGAUGUCACCAACAGAGAGGCUCCUUGCCCCCCUUCCAUCCAUCACAGUGUUGACGACCCGAAGGCACCAUUUGAGGCAGCGAGUGGCGGUGAGUCAGCUGACGGGCAACAGAGCUUCUACUGCAACCUGAUGACGCAGCUGACGAGUCGUCUUCAGGAGUCAGAUAGCAGACAGGAAGAGGAGGAUGAUGAUGAUGAUGAUGAUGAUGGCAUAAUCCAGCAAAGCGUGGCCAACAAAAGCACACUGGUGACAGAGGCGGUGUGCUGCGUGGAGGUCCACCUGCGUUGCCAGAGCCACACGCAGCUCAGCAGGCUGUCCAUGGCAAGCAACUCCUCCGUGCCGGUCCUCACCUCCUUCAGUCCCACCUCCUCACCUUCUUCUUCCCUAUUUCACAAGACAAGUGACCUGCUGUCGCCUAACAACAUGUCCAUGGCCACCAGGGAGUUCAUGGGGAGGUGUGGCCUGAUACAAGAUGAGGAUCAAGAGGACAUCAUGAAAGCGUUGCCACGCCAGCUACUGACUAAAAGCACCAACCCAAAGCUCACCCCUCAGAGUCAACUUAUCAGAGACCUGCGGCCCAAAAUGCAGCUGUUGGUCGACAGCAUCAACAAGGACAAGGAGAAUGUCCCUGCCUUGCCGCCAUCUUUAGUCCAAGCCAAUAGCCGGCAAAGGGAGGGGUCAGUGGGGAACAUUCUGGACCUGAGCCGACUCAGACAGCUGCCCAAACUCUUUUGACCCCGAUUCUUUCCCCGUGUCAGCUGGUCACAUGAUUUUAACGAGUAUUUAUGAUUGUACAAAUAAAGUUCAUUGAU